Andrographis paniculata is the source of this 1775-nucleotide messenger RNA. Its product is annotated as wax ester synthase/diacylglycerol acyltransferase 4-like. The record is from RefSeq and is a predicted model, not a curated record. Gene Ontology annotation, molecular function: diacylglycerol O-acyltransferase activity; long-chain-alcohol O-fatty-acyltransferase activity. The coding region runs from base 109 to 1539 and encodes 476 amino acids. Gene Ontology annotation, biological process: triglyceride biosynthetic process. Gene Ontology annotation, cellular component: plasma membrane. The transcript has 5 exons. NCBI's taxonomy places the organism in Eukaryota, Viridiplantae, Streptophyta, Magnoliopsida, Lamiales, Acanthaceae.
UAUGUAUGUGUAUCUGUAGCUAGAUCUAUCCAAAUUAAUAAACAGUGGAGUGGAGGCACAACAAAACAUAGGUACAUAUUAAAUUCAGAGAUAUAUAGAAUUAAUAAUAUGAAAGUUGAGGUGCAGCAGCAGCAGCAGCAGGAAGAAGAAGAAGAAGAAUUAGGGCUGGAGCCCAUGAGCCCUAGUGCUCAGUACUUGAAAAGUUCUGUGUUGUCCCUAACCAUUCUUGGAGUUUUGGAAUGCCAAGGUCCCAUUGAUGAUUCCUUGGCCAUCUCCCUCGUCAAAGAUGUUUUCUUGCCAAUCAAUCCUCGUUUCUCCUCCAUCAUGGUGGCGGGGAAGAAGGGGGUGAAGAAAUGGAAGAAGGUAGAGGUGCACGUGGAGGAGCACGUGAAGGUGCCGAUCUUCCCCGACGGGAUGGCGGCGGAGUACUACGACGAUUGCUUCGCCGACUACCUCUCGAACCUGUCGACGGAGCAGCUCCCGCCGUCGCGGCCGCUCUGGGAGAUUCACAUCGUUAAGUAUCCGACGCGGCACGCCGCCGGAAACCUAAUUUUCAAGCUCCACCAUUCCCUCGGCGACGGCUACUCCCUCAUGGGCGCCCUCCUGUCCUGCCUCCAGAGGCUCGACAACCCCUUGUUGCCGCUCACUUUCCCGUCGCGGCAGUCGGCGGCGGACGCCGAUCGCCGGAAAUCGGUCCUCCGGCGAGUUCCGCGGCUGUUCUCAGGGAUUUGGCACACCGUGUAUGACUUCGGGUGGAGCCUUCUGAAGAGUAGUCUUAAUGAGGAUGAUAAGUCGCCGAUUAGGUCCGGCGAAGACGCUGUGGAGCUCCGGCCGAUCGCCACCGCCACCACCACUUUUUCGAUUGAUCAGAUCAAGCAAAUCAAGAACAAGCUCAACGUGACUAUUAAUGACGUGAUUACGGGCAUAAUUAUAUUUGGGACUCGCCUAUACAUGCAAAAAACAAGCGAAGGAUCGGGCAAUUCGAAAUCAACAGCCUUAGUGCUAUUGAAUACGAGGGCCAUCGGGGGCUAUAGAUCCGUGGAUGAAAUGGUUCGACCCGAUUCUGACAUGCCAUGGGGGAAUCGAUUUACAUUCUUACCUGUUCCUCUUCCUAAACUUACUCCAGAGGAAAUACAGAAUCCUCUCGUAUUUGUUAAAAAGUCUCACCGGAUAAUUAAGCGCCAGAGAAACUCUGGCUCCGUGUUCUUGACCGGCCAACUUCUUAAUAUUAUUAGCAAAUUCAAAGGACCCGAGGCAACAGCAAAAUAUAUCCACGGGACCUUAAAGAACACGAGCAUGGCAAUAUCGAAUCUGAUAGGGCCUGUCGAACAAAUGGCAUUAGCCAACCAACCUGUUAAGGGAUUGUAUUUCAUCGUGGCUGGGCCACCCCAGAGCCUGUCAGUAACUAUGAUAAGUUACGUGGGAAAGCUUAGAAUUGCACUGAAUAUGGAAAAGGGUUUUAUGGAUCCAAAUAAGUUCAAGUCCUGCAUAGAGUACGCCUUCGAUGCCAUUUCUAAAGCUGCACUUCUUCAAUCAUAGCAUAUUUAUAUAUAUAUAUAUAUAUAUUAAUUAACCCAUUAUUAUUAUUAUUAUUAUUAUUAUUAUUAUUAUUAUUAUUAUUAUUGAUGUAUGUACACAAGCAAAUUGCAAUUCGUUUGUGUUACACAUAUAUAUCAAGUACAAGGUAUGAUGAAUUAAUGACUGUUCCACUUCGGUCUUAAUAGAAUUUGAAGGUUUAAAUUUUUUAUUUAAAUAAUAUUUAUUUUGUUUUAAAA